AAAAAGUUGGUGAUUUUGCAAAAGCAAAACGGGGGUGUCUCUAUGGAUGGGCGGUGCCAUAAUCGGAUUAUAUUCUGUUUGGGGUUCGUCAGAUUAGAUUAAUGGAGUCUCUCUCUCUCUCUCUCUCUCGACCACUACUCCUGUCCCACCUUUUUUAAUCGAAUGGAGUUCGAUUCCCAGGUUUCUCGUUCACACAUGUAUUACAAAAACCUCGGAAUCAACCAAACCAUCUCUACUAAAAACUCAAACUAGAUCAUACAAUUAAGACAAAACCCAUUAAUUAUUGUUUGUUUUCAUAUACAAUCGAAACCCAAAAUCCAGUAGUAUUGCCGAAGAUGAAUAACAGUAGUAACAGUACUAAUCCCUAUGUUCAUUGUUCCCCAGUUCGUGUUUCAUCUUCCUCCUCCGGCAACCGUCAAAGAGUGAAGGUGUUUGGGGCCUUGAGUCGGUGUGGGAAAAGAUUGGAAGAGGCUACGAGAAAAGCAGAGGUCAUGGCAGACAAUCUAUGGAAUCACCUGAAAACGAGUCCAAGUUUGUCAGAGGCAGCAAUGGCGAGGAUUGUACAGGGAACCAAGAUUGUGGUUGAUGGAGGGUAUGAAAAGGCAUACAAAGAGGCAUUUGGUUUUGAUUUUGAUUUUGAUUUUGAGGGCAGACAAGGAGGAGGAGUAGAAGAGAAGCUCUUACACACAUAUGCAUGUUACUUAUCCACUGCUCCUUCAGGACCUCUCAUUGGAACACUCUUUAUUUCCAAUAAAAGAAUUGCCUUUUGCAGUGAUUUCCCUCUCACCCAUUACUCAUCUUCUUCUUCUUCUUCUUCACACUCUUACUCCUUACAUUACAAAGUUGUGAUAAGGAAUGAGCAGUUAAGAACAGUGAAUCCUUGCACAAACAGAUGGAACCCAUCAGAAAAAUAUAUACACAUAGUGACUAGGGAUGGCCAUGAAUUUUGGUUCAUGGGUUUUAUAUCAUAUGAUAAAGCUCUCAAGAAUCUAAUUGAAGCUACCUAUACCCAUUCAGCCCCCUCUUAAUAUAUUAUUAUUUCAUCUAUACACGUACACGUGUAUAUAUACAGGAUAAUUUUUUUAUAGGGACUUCACUUUAAGUCCUACCGGUAAGGCUUUCAGUAUUUUUCGAUCUGUAAAUAGUUUUUGGCACGACUUUUUUUUAUGACUGUGUAUAUUGUAGCUAUUUAGAGCAUCCUGCAAAUUUUUAGAAAAUUUUGAAUAGUUUAAAGUACCGAAAACUAGGUUCAAACAUGUUUUUCACGCGCAUAACAAAAAUUAGUCACGCGUAUAACAAUAUAUUUGAACACAGUUUUUGGUACUGUAAACUAUUCAGAAUUUUUUGAAAAUUUGCAGAAUGCUCUAAAUAGCUACAAUAUACACGGUCAUAAAAAAAAUCGCACCGAAAACUAUUCAUGGGUUGUAAACACUGAGAGCCCUACCGAUAGGGCUUAAAGUAAAACAAAAAAAAAAAUAAUUCCCCUGUAUAUAUAUCAUCAUUUUAUCCACAGAUCACUCGAGAAAAAUUUAAUAUAUAUAUAUACAUGUAUGCCCAUAUUUAAAUUCCAAUUUGGUGUGCCUUUUCUCAUCAUUUUCUUUUUCUUUCUUUUUUGUUUAUUUAUAGAAAAUAGACCUAUAUAAAUAUAUUGGUUAGAUCGUUCCAUGCAUAUAGUUUAGACUUGCAUGUAAGGCAUUGUUUACAUUUGAUUCGGAUUCCAAAAUCUAUUUUUCUUUUGUUUC
Messenger RNA from Humulus lupulus (European hop), 1742 nucleotides. Its product is annotated as GEM-like protein 2. NCBI's taxonomy places the organism in Eukaryota, Viridiplantae, Streptophyta, Magnoliopsida, Rosales, Cannabaceae. The record is from RefSeq and is a predicted model, not a curated record. The transcript has 4 exons. Bases 336 to 1028 code for a protein of 230 amino acids.